Molecule: messenger RNA, 2258 nt
Organism: Cajanus cajan (pigeon pea)
Lineage: Eukaryota; Viridiplantae; Streptophyta; Magnoliopsida; Fabales; Fabaceae
Gene: PDE312
Product: Nucleic acid-binding, OB-fold-like protein
Cellular component (GO): plastid-encoded plastid RNA polymerase complex; chloroplast
Molecular function (GO): RNA binding
Source: RefSeq, a predicted model, not a curated record
UGCGUUGCGUUGCAAAGCAGGGUGCGUCAUACUCAUUCCAACACCCAGCCAUGCAACUCCUGCAAACCUCUUAUCUCUUCACUUUCCCUAAACCCCUAAACCCUACCCUCCCCCUUCUCCACCACCGUCCUCCGCCACUCCUCCACCGUCCCCUCCUCCUCCAUCCCCGCGCCAAAUCCACCACCUCCGACGAGUUCCCCGUCGACGAUGCCUUCCUCGAGAGCUUCGGGCCCAAAGACAAAGAAACCGAGGACGAGGCCCGCCGCCGCAACUGGAUCGAGCGCGGGUGGGCCCCGUGGGAGGAAAUCCUCACUCCGGAGGCCGAUUUCGCGCGCAAGAGCCUCAACGAAGGCGAAGAGGUUCCGCUUCGCUCUCCCGAAGCCAUCGAAGCCUUCAAAAUGCUGAACCCUAACUACCGCAAGAAGAAGCGCGAGGAGAUGGGGCUCACGGAGGAGGAGUACUCCGCCAAGCAGUUCGAGAUCAAGGGCGAGAUUCCCGAGCCGCUCGUCACCUCUUGGUCGGGGCCGCUCGUGGUCCGCCUCGUGCCGCCGCGCGACUGGCCGCCGCGUGGGUGGCGCGUGGACCGGAAGGAGCUGGCGUUCAUCCGCGAGGCGCACAGGAUGCAGGCGAGGAGGGUGCGGUUGGAGGAGGUGGAGAGUGGAGUGAGGACUGAGACUGAUGACGUGUGUUUGGAUAGGUAUAAGGUGUUUCUGAAGCAGUAUAAGGAGUGGGUGGAGGCUAAUAAGGAUAGAUUGGAGGAAGAGUCUUAUAAGCAAGACCAAGAUUAUUACCCUGGUAGAAGGAAAAGAGGGAAGGACUACAAGGAGGGCAUGUAUGAGCUUCCAUUCUAUUACCCUGGCCAAAUUUGUGUAGGGAGUGACAACGUUGCAUCUCUAUCAAGGAGCAUUUGUUGACAUUGGCGGGGGACAUGAUGGGUGGGUUCCUAUAAAGAACAAUGAUUGGUAUUGGAUUCGCCAUCACAUAAAAGUGGGUAUGCACGUCAUUGUUGAAAUUACGGCAAAGCGAGAUCCUUAUCGCUUCCGUUUUCCUAUUGAACUUCGUUUUCUUGAGCCAAAUAUAGAUCAUCUGAUCUUUAACAGAUUUGACUUCCCACCAAUAUUUCGUCGUGAUGAAGAUACUAAUGAUGAUGAAUUACGGCGUGACUGUGGACGGCCUCCUGUUCCUAGAAAAGAUCCAGAAGACAAACCAGAGGAAGAACCUCUAUUAUCAAAUCAUCCAUAUGUUGAAAAGUUGUGGCAAAUUAAUGUAGCUGAGCAAAUGAUUUUGGAUGAUAUGGCGAUUAAUCCUGAUAAAUAUAAAGGCAAAACGCUGUCAGACUUGGCUGAUGAAGAAGAUUUUGAUGAACAAAAUGCUGUUCAGUAUACAAAAGUUCCUUAUAAGAAUACAUUAGUACCACAAACUACUCUGAAAACAAGUGUCAAAGAGCUUGACUUGGAGGCUGCACUUGCUGAGCGUGAGCUCCAUGUUAAACUAAGGAAGGAAGCAAUGGACAGAGGUGAGAAAUACAAAAUUACUCACCUGAGGCGCAAUAUUGAGAUGGACGAGUAUGACUACAUGCAUUGGCGUAGAUCAUUUGAGGAAAGAGAAGCAUUGAUUAGAGACAUCAGUUGUCGCAAAGUUCUUGGUCUGCCAUUGGAAGAGCCAGGAAGGUAUAUGGAUGCUAGUUAUUUUGGUAAUGAUGAAUAUGAUCCCACAAGUCCUCUGUAUCGUUAUGACUACUGGGGAGAACCCAAUAAUUCAGAAAAGAGCGUUCUAGAGCGGAUGACAGAUAUCCAUAACAAAAAAAUUGUCGGUAAGGGCAAUGUUUGGUAUGAAAUGUCUUACGAAGAUUGCAUCAAGCAACAGAUGGAAAGAGAAGCCCGGUCUGAAGAACAAGACCAAAUUAACAGUGAAGAUGAUGAAGAUGACAAAGAUGACGAUGACGAUGAUGAUUUUGACUUCAGUAUUCUGAACAGUCUCGGUAGUAAUUUCUCAGAUCAACCUCAUGUUAAUGGGACCGAGUCUUCUACAAUAUCAGGUGAGGGCAUGUUUGAGGAUUGAUGCUAUAAUGCAUCAUUGUCAAGCUAGAGUAAAAUGUACAGUUAGGCUGAGAAAUGUGCAUAAAUUUUGGCAGUGUACAAUGUAAUCACCACGGCAAUAUAAUUUAUUUGUGAUGUUUACGGAAAUUGUUAUGCAUGCACUUUUCUGAAAUUUGCUAAAGAAAAGAGCCAACCAAGGUCAAGUUAUCAUUUGCGUAA